AUGAGCAACCCCAUCUCCUCGCUAGGCGGAGAUCUUCUCAGCAACGCCGCCAAAUUGAAGACGGCGCGUACUGGGCGCGUUUCCAGCUGGGAUCAAAGCGGCCUGAACGAAGAUGCCUGGGUCAUCCAACCCGGGGAGACGGCUGUUCUAGCUGACAUCGAGGGUCCAGGGACCAUCACCCACCUGUGGUUCGUCCAGACGUGCCGUCGUAUUGUCGGACCUGGCCUCAUCCCAUACUCCAAGUCGGGCGUGGCGAUGAUGGAGGUGCACAAUGCUCUCGGCCUCAACUACGAAGUCAGCGACCCAGACUACUACCGCAAAGUCCUCAUCAAGAUGUACUGGGACGACUCGGAGACCCCCAACGUUCUGGCCCCCAUUGGUGAUUUCUUCUGCCUGGGCCACUCCAUGGCAGCCAACUUUCAGUCCCUCCCAUUCACCGUGUCCGUCAAGCCGUCCGAGGAGAAGAAAUUUGGCGGCGCAGCGGCUUUCAACUGCUACCUGCCGAUGCCCUUCAACAAGCGCGCUCGCAUCGAGAUUGAGAACCAGAAUGACCAGGCCUACAUCCAGUACUUUUACAUUGACUACGAGCUGUUCCCGGAGCCGUUGAGCAAUGAUACCCUCUUCUUCCAUGCCAACUGGCGCCGCGAGAACCCGACCAACGGCUGGGCCCCCGAGGGCGUCCAGACCAACAGCCUGGAAACGCAGGUGCCCAAUCUCGAUGGCAAAGGCAACUAUGUGAUCCUGGAGACCGAGGGCGCCGGGCAGUACAUUGGCUGCAACCAAAGUGUCGCCCACUUCCAGGGCACAUGGUGGGGCGAGGGCGACGACAUGAUCUUCAUCGACGACGACACCUGGCCGCCCUCGAUGCACGGCACCGGCGGCGAGGACUACUUCAGCCAGGGAUGGGGCAUGCAGAAGAACGCUUAUCCCUUCUGCGGCACCAUCAUCCACGAGGAAGACGUCCCAAACCACCAGGUCAGCUACCGGUGGCACCUCGCCGACCCUGUCCGGUUCAGCAAGAAGAUCCGCGUCACGAUGGAGACUGGGCACGCGAACCACCUCCGAGACGACUGGUCGACCACGGCGUACUGGUACCAGACCCUGCCGGGGCCCCGGCUCGAUAUUCUACCGGUGGAGGAGCGAAUCCCACGCAAGCCCGACUUCCCGGCUGGCGAGCAUCCCAAGCCGCCUGCGCUGGAGUCUCUUGACCCCAAGAGAGCAGCCAUGGUGGAGCAGCACAAGGAAAGGAUGGAAGCCUUUGUGAAGGAUAGGAACGUCUGGCUGGAGAGGCGGGCCAGGGACUCGCGAGAACGUGCAAAGGCGAACAUUGAGCACGCCAAGGACAUUCGCCGACGUUUUCUGGAAGGAUUGAAGGGCACGGGGUCGUCGUAA
This is a messenger RNA of Emericellopsis atlantica, 1392 nucleotides long. RefSeq lists its product as uncharacterized. The record is from RefSeq and is a predicted model, not a curated record. The transcript has a single exon. Lineage: Eukaryota; Fungi; Ascomycota; Sordariomycetes; Hypocreales; Bionectriaceae. The coding region runs from base 1 to 1392 and encodes 463 amino acids.